This is a messenger RNA of Symbiodinium necroappetens, 1353 nucleotides long. The record is from the annotation of a GenBank genome assembly. NCBI's taxonomy places the organism in Eukaryota, Dinophyceae, Suessiales, Symbiodiniaceae.
AUGGGGGGGGACAGCAGCGUCCAAGCCACGUGGCUGUGGCCAAGCAUCGUCGCUGUGAUCGUCGGAUUGCUUUUGAUACAGCUUCUCUGGAAAGGACCCGCGCCCAAAAAGGUUGAGAAGACCGUUCCGAGCGAGCCUGGUAGCAGAAGGCAAGAGGAGCCAGGUCUGGAGCGAGAGGCUCCGGCUGCGGAACCUGCGCCAGCGAGGACAAGGCAGGUUCAGAAGCCUUCGCCAGGCCCCCCGCUCACCACUCAUGACCAGCUCCGCUGGCUGCAGAUUCUGGCCGUGCGGAACUGUGCAAAUGCGGUGCUGAGCCAAGAUCCUGCAGGUGAUCCUGACCGGCUCAGGCGCCAGAUCUGGCAGUACCUUGACAUUGCGGCACUCACCGCCAGAAUGAAUCGCAAGGAGCUGCUGAAGGAGCUCGAUGCGCUGCAGGACAGGUACAAAAUCCAGCAGAAGUAUGGCCGUUCUGUCCUGCCGGACUCCAGCGUGCCCAUUGGGCCAGCGGCUCUCCGCGCUGCCGAGGAACGCCUGGCCGCCCGCCUGCCGCCUUCUCGUGCAGAACGAGCCUUGGAGGAGAUCGCCCACGGCCAAGCCCUGUGGAAGAAGUUCAAGGACUGCGCACUUGCCCCUACAGGCCCCCUGGAGCAAUUCAUCUCCCGGGAAGUCCGGCCUUCCCACGUCCGCCGGGCUGCCUUCGCGUACGUUUGCACGCAGGUUGGUGCCGGCCUUCUCGCCCUGGGACCUGCGGUGGGCCAUGCCGGCUGGGUGGGCAUCCCUGUCAUCAUGCUUUGCGCCUGCUGCGCGGCAUACACCUCCUACCUCUUCGGCUGGAUCAUGUUUCAAGUGGAGGAACUCUUUCGCCACAGCAAAGCGCCAAGUUAUGAAGACAUUGGUUACCAGGCCAUCGGUGGCUUCGGUCGCCUGCUGACUCAGACUUUGCAAUGGCUAAUGUUGAUUGGCGUUUGCACCAUCUUCCUGGUUCUCAUCGGCGUCAAUGCCUGGCAGCUGCAGCAGAUCUUCGGCGUCACCUGGCUGUCAAAGCGAAGUGUCAUCCUGGUGUCUGCAGCCAUCGAGCUCGUUUUCUGUUUCGUCGUUGCCACGGUGAAGGAAACUUUCUGGCUCACGGCUCUUGGCGCACUUUGCUCGGCAAUUUGUGCAGGCGUAGUCGUGGUGUCAGCCUUUACCACCGACAGCUCCAAGCUGGCUGGUUGCUUGGAUGACCAGACCACAAAUACUUGGCCAAUGUUCACAGACUUUCAAGGGCUCAUCCUUUGCUGGAACACCGUCGUCUUCGCCUUCGGAGGGAUCAACGUGCUCCCCAGCCUGUUGGCCGAUUUCCACACCCGCGGA